Molecule: messenger RNA, 615 nt
Organism: Aplosporella prunicola CBS 121167
Lineage: Eukaryota; Fungi; Ascomycota; Dothideomycetes; Botryosphaeriales; Aplosporellaceae
Exons: 2
Coding region: 1-615 (204 amino acids)
Biological process (GO): sphingolipid biosynthetic process; very long-chain fatty acid biosynthetic process; fatty acid elongation
Cellular component (GO): endoplasmic reticulum membrane
Molecular function (GO): 3-hydroxyacyl-CoA dehydratase activity
Source: RefSeq, a predicted model, not a curated record
AUGUCUCUGAAGUCGGGCUACCUUGUGGCGUAUAAUGCCGUCUCGGCGGCGCUGUGGGCAGCGGUGCUGGCGCGCGUCGUGACGCUGGCGACGCAGGUGGGCGUGCGGAAUGUGUUUGAUGGCGCGGACGAGCUUGUGCGAUUGGUGCAGACGGGCGCACUGUUGGAGGUUGUUCACAGUGCAGUUGGCCUCGUGCGCGCCCCCCUCCUCACAACCGCCAUGCAAGUCGCCAGCCGCCUCCUCCUCGUCUGGGGCAUCAGCUACAACUACCCACAGAGCACGCGCAGCUCGCCCGCCUUCGCAGGCAUGCUGAUCGCCUGGUCCGUGACCGAAGUCAUCCGCUACAGCUAUUUCGUCUUCGCGCUGCGCGGCCGCGUCCCUGGCCCCCUCGCCUGGCUGCGCUACAACACCUUCUUCAUCCUCUACCCGCUCGGCAUCUCUUGCGAGUGCUGGCUCGUCUUCCGCGCCAUCGAGCCCGCCCAGAAGCAAAACCCCCUCAUCGCAUAUGCCCUCUGGGCUAUUCUGGCUGUCUACGUCCCUGGCUCGUAUGUCCUGUUCACGCAUAUGAUGGCGCAGCGCAGGCGCAUCAUGCGCGGCAAGAAGAGGGCGGAUUAA